Planococcus citri (citrus mealybug) is the source of this 1529-nucleotide messenger RNA. RefSeq lists its product as uncharacterized. Lineage: Eukaryota; Metazoa; Arthropoda; Insecta; Hemiptera; Pseudococcidae. The record is from RefSeq and is a predicted model, not a curated record. Bases 61 to 753 code for a protein of 230 amino acids. Gene Ontology annotation, cellular component: dehydrodolichyl diphosphate synthase complex; endoplasmic reticulum. The transcript is spliced from 5 exons. Gene Ontology annotation, biological process: polyprenol biosynthetic process. Gene Ontology annotation, molecular function: ditrans,polycis-polyprenyl diphosphate synthase [(2E,6E)-farnesyl diphosphate specific] activity.
CUAGGCGCCUACCUAUAGUAAAAAAUACAUUCUUUAUCUAUUCUUCUUGAAACCAGAGAAAUGAAGCAGAUUUUCAGUAUUCCUAAACACGUUGUUUUUCUUGUCAAAGAAGUACCUCUUUUUUACGGACUCGAAAAAUAUCCUACCUUAGAUAUGUGUAUUGAAAACUUUGAAAAAAUAUUACAAUUCGCUGACUGGUGUAUGAAGCUUAGAAUAGAAGAAAUCACUGUCAGCAUGUUCUCGUGUAUUGUUUUCAAAUUUCCAAAUGAUGAAAUAAGUAAAUCAAUGGCUGCUUUUCGAAUCACUUUGGUGAAUUGGCUCGACAGAGAAAUAUUGAUCUCCAAAGGGAUACGUUUGAACGUUAUUUCCAAUACAUCAGAAUUACCCGACGAUAUAUCUAAUUUGGUGAGAAUUCUGCAAGAUAUCACCAAAAGCAAAGCGAAAUUAACCUUGAAUAUUUUAAUUGGGCAUCUCGGCGAGACUGAUCUCAGGAAUCUAGAUGCCAUAUUCCAAUCUUCUGAGUGGAAAUCUGAAACGGAUAUAUUUUCUAAAUGUAUUUGGCCUUUUUCCACUGAACCUCAACUGAUCUUAUCGAAUUGCAUAUACAAGAGAUUAACGGAUUACUUGAUGUGGAAAACACCUUCAAGAUGCGUCUUCCACUUUCAUCAAGCGUGGAACACCAUGAAGUUUUACCAUUUCCUUGGAAGCUUGAUAUUAUUCCAAUUUCAUCGAGUAAAUCGAUCAAAACUCUGAAUGGAAAGGCUUGAAAAUCAUCAUUUACGCGUAUUUGAAAUAAUCAUCAUUGCACUUCAUUUGUUAGUGUACAUAGAUUAGAUAUGUUGAAAUAAAUAGAUACUUAGGUAGGUAGGUAGGUACAGGUAGGUAGGUACCAAUGGUUAAGGUCAAGAAGAUCCCACUAAAAAACUGCUCUCUCGAGUCUUGAAGAUUUAGCAAAAAAUAUCUUAUUGGCGUAGUAAACUUGUACAUUGUAUAAACUGUUUUGAACUUUCUUCAAAUGAUCGUAUCGCUGUGAGUUGGAAUAUCGUUGGAUUCCUUCGAUUUGGACUCAAUUACUUACUACCUCUUUGCAAAACUAGAAUAUUUUCGUAAAAAAAAUCAGAAAUUUGAAUUUUUGAGAAGUAAAGGUUGAAGAACAAAAAACAACAAAAAAGAAGCUCAUAAUGUUUCAACUCCCUUUAGUAUAUUUUAUGAAGUCAUUUCCCGAAAUUACUAAAUCAGUAAUUAAAUUAUCCUUAGAAACAUUAAAAAAAUUAUCCAUUUAUAAAUUGAAAAGUUUUACGAUGAUGCCUGCUAGCCUGCUGGAAAUUCAUAUUAUAAUGUAGGUAUUGUAAAAUUGAUAAAUGAUUGUCAGGAAAUCAAAACUUCACGCCACCCUCUAAACCAAGACUGUGUAUUGUGCAUUUGUGCAUGUUGUUGAUGCAUAAGUGUACUUAAUAUACCUAUUUCCAAUCCUCCUGUGUACUAAUAAACAAUGAUAAUAUACGUAAAUAACGAUUACUUUUUCAAAA